AUGACGCCCACGAGAACGAAAGAAGCUGACAACCAGCAGCGAUCCCAGCAGCAACACUCUCGUCUGCUCCAAACCUGGAGGAAGCUACUGCCCAGAAGUCCGAUCCUGCAAUACCAUGUACUCAAGCCCCCGACCACUACCGAAAGCAAAACAACUGACCAGAUAUCCAGGCUCUCGAGAUUCCUCCCACCACUCUACACCGGCGCGGCAGUUUGUUGGGAAUCGUCCAAGCACGCAGGAGACGCGGUCUGCGCUUUCAACGGCACGGGAUACUCGGUCGACGGCGAGAUCUCUCAUAUCCCCGAGACAACUCUCUGCGGCACCUGGGACUCACCCCUCUUCGCUCUCGGUAGAAGCUGCGACGAAGCAGGCAGUUUGCCGCGCAUGCAGAGUGGUAUCGACGCGGUACACGCGUCUGAGGCUCCCCACGUGAAGAGAGGUGUCAGUACCCUCGUCCCAUCUCAGGCGUCGCUUGGGGGAAGAGUCUGCUCCCUUCCGUAUAACCCAUGGAAUCUGGGCGACUGUGUCGACGGGGCGGCGGUGACAGGGGUGCCGGUGCUACAGGUCGUUAUUUCUGAUGGUGCGGAGCGUCAGCGUGUCUCUUCUGGAUAUGGGGUGACGAGUGCUUCUGCGAGUAGGACCAGCUCCAUUACUGUGGUGCCUUCGGCUGUGUCUGGUGCGAGUCCUGCGCCGAGUGGUUGGCCUGUGAGCUCGAGGGGUGCCACUGCGACGGGUGCUGUUAAUGUCGGGUUGGGGAGAAGUAUGGUGUGCGAUGGAGCGUGUUGGAGUAUGCUGCUGCUUGUUCUCCUGCGGGUUGUGGCUCAUGUUUUGUUGAUGCUUGGGGUCUAG
Aspergillus thermomutatus is the source of this 849-nucleotide messenger RNA. RefSeq lists its product as uncharacterized. The record is from RefSeq and is a predicted model, not a curated record. The transcript has 3 exons. NCBI's taxonomy places the organism in Eukaryota, Fungi, Ascomycota, Eurotiomycetes, Eurotiales, Aspergillaceae. The coding region runs from base 1 to 849 and encodes 282 amino acids.